Messenger RNA from Cynara cardunculus var. scolymus (artichoke), 1696 nucleotides. RefSeq names its product VAN3-binding protein-like. Bases 71 to 1405 code for a protein of 444 amino acids. The record is from RefSeq and is a predicted model, not a curated record. Gene Ontology annotation, biological process: auxin-activated signaling pathway; leaf vascular tissue pattern formation; phloem or xylem histogenesis. The transcript is spliced from 7 exons. NCBI's taxonomy places the organism in Eukaryota, Viridiplantae, Streptophyta, Magnoliopsida, Asterales, Asteraceae.
ACUCCCCCCCCCCUCCUCUUAUUUCUUCAUCAUUACUUCAUUCUUUUGUUCACCACUCCCCAUACCACCAAUGGACUCCGCCCUAGGUCAUGUUAUUUUCCGGCCACCGGAGACCCCAAACGAGCCUAUGGAGUUUCUGUCUCGAUCUUGGAGCAUUUCUGCUCUUGAAGUUUCUAAAGCUCUUGCUCCACCGCAUUCCGCCGGAGACGAAAUAACCGCCGAAUCUUUGGAAGAUAUUGCUGCCAGCCCUUUUGCAUUUGCGUCAACUGUAACCUCACAGCUGAUCAUGGAACGUAUAUUGGCACAAUCUCAGGAGGUAUCGCCACGGACGUCCGGUAGACUCUCCCACAGUAGUGGCCCUCUCAAUGGUUCCCUAACCGACAGUCCCCCUGUUUCCCCUUCUGAAAUCGACGAUACCAAGUUCUUUCGUAUGAAGAAUCCGGUGAACCAGCAGUAUAGAGGCGGAGCCACCAGUGCGGCACCCACCGGUGGUGGUGGGAAAACGGUGGGGCGGUGGUUGAAGGAUAGAAGAGAGAAAAAGAAAGAGGAGACUAGAGUUCAUAAUGCCCAGUUACAUGCAACUGUUUCGGUUGCUGGUGUUGCUGCGGUGGUUGCAGCGAUUGCAGCCGCCACUGCCGCCUCGUCGGGACAUAGAAAGGAUGAGGAGAUGGUGAAAACAGACUUGGCGGUAGCAUCUGCCGCUACCCUGGUGGCGGCACAGUGUGUGGAAGCGGCAGAGGCGAUGGGUGCAGAACGUGAUCAUCUGGCCUCGGUUGUUAGCUCUGCUGUUAACGUCCGGUCACCCGGUGAUAUCAUGACAUUAACGGCUGCUGCUGCUACUGCACUUCGUGGUGCGGCGACAUUGAAAGCAAGGGCACCAAAGGAUACGCGUAAUAUACCGGCAGUACCCCGAGCGGAAAAAGGGGCGGCUCAUUGCAAUGGCACCGGCAGCAGUUCAAAUGGUAGUUUUAGUGACGAGUUUGUACCCGAAGAGAAUUUUCUCGGCAUAUGUAGUCGAGAACUACUUGCCCGAGGUUGCGAGCUCCUCAAACGCACCCGUAAAGGUGAUCUUCACUUGAAAAUCGUGUCCGUUUAUAUCAACAAAAUGGACCAGUCCUUAUUUGUGUAUAUGGAUCAGGUGAUCCUGAAGAUGAAGAGCAGACAUGUAGCUGGGACCAUCACAAAAAAGAAGAAGAAUGUCGUGUUGGAGGUUUUGAAAGACAUGUCAGCGUGGCCGGGGCGGCACCUGGUGCAAGGCGGCCACGACCGCCGCUACUUCGGGCUGAAGACGGUGGCGCGUGGGGUGGUCGAAUUCGAAUGCAGGAAUCAAAGGGAAUAUGAUAUAUGGACUCAAGGGGUUUGUAGGCUGCUUGCAGUGGCUGCAGAAAGAAACAACGGGAUGUGAAACACAACCAGAAAGAACAUGUAAAUCUUUUGAAUCGGAUGAUUGUGGUUUAAUUUUGAAGGGUUUAGUGGGUACGGGGUUAGGUUGGUAGGAGGGGGUUACUGGUAAAUGGUAAUCGUGAUAUCUGAUAUUUGAUCGGAACAAGUGGAAAACCAUGUGAUGAAAAAGAAAAGGAAAAAGAAGUGGGCAGUCAAAAAAGGGAAAAGAAGGAAUGGUCUUUGUUGGUUUAUGUGUCUUGUGUUAUUGGAUUUCUUGGUUUUGCUUUUUGGAAUUCAUGUCACCUUUAAACUC